AUGUCGCUGUUUCACCCUGCUAUCCAGCCUCAUGUCCUCAUCUUUGUCGAUAACAAGAAACUUGCUGCUUGUAUUGCCUCUCAUCUCGACUCAUGCCUUCCUCCCACUAUUCAAAACAAAGGUAUUGUUGUUCAUUACCACAGCAAAAUGCCUGAGAAAUACCUUAAAAAAGCUCAUGACUCUUUCAUCAGGGAGGAUGGCAUAUGUCGGAUAAUGGUUGCAACGUUGGCCCAAUCAGUAGGUGUGGACUUUCCAAAUGUGAAGAUUGUUUGCACUGUCAGCCUUCCAUCAACAACAACUGAUACCCUUCAGUGCGGAGACCGUGCCUUCCACAACUCUACUGAGGAUGCGCUCUUUGUUAUCUUCUAUGAGCCCUGGAUAGAAGAAAUCAGUCUUGACAACUUCAAGAAUUUUGACAUGACUGAUCUUGACCGCCCUCGCAUGACCCUCAAAGCAAAUUCUCAGCUCCAUGAGCGUGCCCCCUUCUACAGGGUCAAGAUAUGUCAAGAAAUUUCAUGUACCCGAAAAGGAUUUGCAAACUACCUUGGGGACCAGUCAACUGAUGGUAUGGCAUACAUCACACUCACUGCUUGA
Molecule: messenger RNA, 594 nt
Organism: Laccaria bicolor S238N-H82
Lineage: Eukaryota; Fungi; Basidiomycota; Agaricomycetes; Agaricales; Hydnangiaceae
Exons: 2
Coding region: 1-594 (197 amino acids)
Biological process (GO): double-strand break repair via homologous recombination
Cellular component (GO): chromosome; cytoplasm
Molecular function (GO): four-way junction helicase activity; 3'-5' DNA helicase activity
Source: RefSeq, a predicted model, not a curated record